Molecule: messenger RNA, 3493 nt
Organism: Notolabrus celidotus (New Zealand spotty)
Lineage: Eukaryota; Metazoa; Chordata; Actinopteri; Labriformes; Labridae
Gene: kdm1a
Product: lysine (K)-specific demethylase 1a
Exons: 22
Coding region: 248-2827 (859 amino acids)
Biological process (GO): regulation of DNA-templated transcription
Cellular component (GO): nucleus
Molecular function (GO): protein binding; oxidoreductase activity; flavin adenine dinucleotide binding
Source: RefSeq, a predicted model, not a curated record
ACCAACAUUUAAAACUAUAACAGUAAAUACAUGCUGCAGGACAAUAAGUCCCAGAAUUUUAUACAGUCUACGGUCUGUAUAAAAUAACCCAACCUCCUUUUGGAGUGACAGUUAAUUUGACCAAUCGUUUCACUGAGCAGAAUUGGGUAACACAUUCAAUCCACCAAUCACAAAGAAGCUCAUUGAAAGGAGACCUGCAACUGUGCCGUCUUUGUGUUGACAUCUUCGGAGGUUUAAGAGUGUUUGAAUGGAUAUUACCAGGUGCACGGAGAAAUGGGAGAGGCCUCCAACAUCCUCCAUGAUGCUGUCGAGCAAGAAGUCCGAUGCUGGCUCCUCUUCCUCCUCCUCCUCAUCUUCUGCAGGAGCAACAGGAGGUGAUAGGGCCCCAGUUGCUGAUGCCCAGACUGGUCCCUCAGCACCAGCUCCUGGCCCUAUGGAUGUGAAGAAAAAGGAGAGGUCAUCCCCUAGUGGGGAGCCUGGUGGGGCUCCUUUGCCCCACCAAGGAGGCCCUGGGGGGGCAGACCAAGACUCUGCUGAAGUUCGCAGAACAAGUCGCCGCAAGCGAGCAAAAGUGGAGUACCGCGAGAUGGACGAAAGUCUCGCCAAUCUAUCGGAGGAUGAAUACUACUCGGAGGAGGAGAGGAACGCCAAGGCGGAGAAAGAGAGGAAGCAGGUGAUUCCUCCUCCUCCUCCACCAGUGGAGGAGGAGAAUGACAGUGAGCCAGAGGAACCAUCUGGUGAGUCUAAAAGUGUAGAGGGAGCUGCUUUUCAGAGCCGCCUUCCUCAUGACCGCAUGACAUCCCAGGAGGCUGCUUGCUUUCCUGACAUCAUUAGUGGACCCCAGCAGACUCAGAAGGUUUUCCUUUACAUCCGCAACCGUACACUCCAACUGUGGCUGGACAACCCUAAGAUCCAGCUGACAUUUGAAGCCACAGCACAGCAGCUUGAAGCUCCAUACAACAGUGAUGCUGUGCUGGUCCACAGGAUACACAGUUACUUAGAAAGGCACGGCCUCAUUAACUUUGGUAUUUACAAGAGGGUCAAGCCUUUGCCAACAAAGAAGACUGGUAAGGUUAUAGUGAUUGGUGGAGGUGUGUCUGGUCUAGCUGCAGCCAGGCAGCUGCAGAGCUUCGGGAUGGAUGUUACUGUAUUGGAGGCAAGGGAUCGAGUUGGAGGCAGGGUGGCCACAUUCAGGAAGGGCAACUACGUUGCUGAUCUGGGAGCCAUGGUGGUGACGGGGCUAGGAGGGAAUCCCAUGGCAGUGAUCAGUAAGCAGGUUAACAUGGAGCUUGCCAAAAUCAAACAGAAGUGUCCGCUGUAUGAAGCCAAUGGCCAAGCUGGUGAACGGUGCACAAGUGUGCCAAAAGAAAAGGACGAGAUGGUGGAGCAAGAGUUCAACAGACUGCUGGAGGCCACCUCCUACCUCAGCCACCAGCUGGACUUCAACUUCCUCAACAAUAAACCUGUUUCUCUGGGACAGGCCCUUGAGGUGGUCAUACAGCUGCAGGAGAAGCAUGUUAAAGAUGAGCAGAUAGAACACUGGAAGAAGAUUGUGAAGACUCAAGAAGAUCUCAGGGACCUUCUCAACAAGAUGGUGACCACUAAGGAACGGGUUAAGGAGCUCCACCAGCAGUACAAAGAGGCCAGUGAAGUCAAACCACCCAGAGACAUUACGGCCGAGUUCCUGGUGAAGAGCAAGCACCGUGAUCUCACCUCACUCUGCAAAGAGUAUGACGAGCUGGUGGAGAUGCAGGUCAAGCUGGAGGAGAAGCUGCAGGAGCUGGAGGCCAAUCCACCCAGCGAUGUUUACUUGUCAUCCAGGGAUCGGCAGAUCCUCGACUGGCACUUUGCCAACUUGGAGUUUGCCAAUGCUACACCUCUCUCCACCCUUUCUCUCAAGCAUUGGGAUCAGGACGAUGACUUUGAGUUCACCGGGAGCCACCUCACAGUGAGGAACGGUUACUCUUGUGUUCCUGUGGCCCUGGCAGAAGGCUUGGACAUCAAACUGAACACAGCAGUGCGACAGGUUCGAUACACAGCUUCAGGUUGUGAGGUGAUUGCCGUUAACACUCGCUCCACGACUCAGACCUUCAUAUACAAGUGUGAUGCUGUGCUGUGCACCCUACCUCUUGGCGUGUUGAAGCAGCAGCCCCCUGCAGUGCAGUUUGUCCCACCGCUGCCCGAGUGGAAGACAUCUGCAAUACAGAGGAUGGGCUUCGGCAACCUUAACAAGGUGGUGUUGUGUUUCGACCGUGUGUUCUGGGAUCCUAGUGUCAACCUGUUUGGUCAUGUUGGCUCCACCACAGCGAGUAGGGGUGAACUCUUCCUUUUCUGGAACCUCUACAAAGCCCCGAUUUUACUCGCUCUGAUGGCCGGGGAGGCGGCUGGCAUCAUGGAGAACAUCAGCGAUGAUGUGAUUGUCGGACGCUGCCUGGCCAUUCUUAAAGGCAUUUUUGGAAGCAGUGCUGUGCCACAGCCGAAGGAAACUGUGGUCACCCGUUGGCGUGCAGACCCUUGGGCGAGGGGAUCCUACUCGUACGUCGCCGCAGGUUCUUCGGGUAACGACUAUGACCUGAUGGCACAGCCCAUCACUCCUGGCCCUGCUAUACCCGGAGCCUCUCAGCCCGUCCCUCGUCUUUUCUUCUCCGGGGAGCACACCAUCCGAAAUUACCCCGCCACAGUCCACGGCGCCCUCCUCAGCGGGCUCCGCGAGGCCGGACGUAUCGCUGAUCAGUUCCUGGGUGCCAUGUACACACUCCCCCGACAGGCCACACCCACAGCCGCCAGCAACCCUCCUCAGGCUCAACCUACCCCUGCAAACGUGUGAAAACAACUCCUGCAAACUCUGGACUGUCAGACCAAUCACAGCAUUGUUGAGAAGUUUACCCAUAAACUAUUAUUUCAAUGUGGGAAAUCUUGGAAGUCUCGCAUACCGUAGCAUUGAUGCCUUUACUAAAAACAGUGACAUGUGGGGGUUUUGAGUAUUCUGGGAAGGUGACUUUCCUCAAUUUAGCUCCUUAGACUCUAACUUUUGAAUGAUAGUCACUGAUGUUACGCGGCUUUGCUAUGUGAAGAAUAAAUCCCAGUUUUGUUCCAUCAUAAUGUGACGACUUAUCUAAGACUUUAUAAAAGUAAUCCCCCCACGUGUUAACAGAACACAAACAGCAUUUCAGUUGGUACCAGGAGUGAUUCGGUGUUUUGUAGUUCGUGUAGUUUGCUUGCAAAACUGAUCAUCUAUUUAUGUGCCCGUGUUUAGAGACUUCAUCUAUACAUGAUCUAGAUUCCACAUCAGAAAGACGACGUCUCAACCCACUAACACUGAUGUGCUUAUCUAAGCUAAAGACAUUUCCCUCUGGUGUCUUUCAGAGGCCUUUGUUGUGUUUGUCUUAAGGUUUCAAAUCAUCGCUAUGUACUGUAGCUGUUUGGAAUUUUCUUUCUUUCAUUUAGGUUGCAGAGUGUAGUAAAAAAAAAAAAAAAGUGUAUGUAUUAAAAG